AUGGCUUUCCUGAAGCAGUUAGUGGAUCUUGUCCAGGCCAUUUUACUACUAUCCCUAAAUAUAAUAGCCAUGCAAUUAGUACUAUUGUGUCUACUGAUACUGAAGCUCACUCCAGCCUUUGCAACCACCCCGAAUGAUGCCUAUGGUGGUGAUAGUAGUGGCUGUCCAUUAGGGACUGACAUAUACCAAUACACUUGCCCUGAAGCUGAGGCCAUCAUAUUCUCUUGGGUGGAGCAGGCAGUGUCUCAAGACUCAAGAAUGGCAGCCUCACUUCUUAGGCUACAUUUCCAUGAUUGCUUUGUUAAUGGUUGUGAUGCUUCAGUCUUGCUAGAUGACACACAGGACUUUGUUGGUGAGAAAACUGCGGGUCCAAAUUUGAAUUCCCUGAGAGGAUUCGAAGUAAUCGACCAAAUCAAAUCCGAACUGGAACUAGUCUGUCCACAGACUGUCUCUUGUGCUGACAUACUCGCAACUGCUGCCAGAGAUUCAGUUCUUCUGUCAGGAGGUCCAAUUUGGGAGGUGCAAAUGGGAAGGAAAGAUGGCAUUACUGCUAGCAAGAAUGCAGCAAAUAAUAACAUCCCAGGUCCAAACUCCACUGUUGAUGUGCUCGUAGCUAAGUUCGAGAAUGUAGGCCUUACACUUAAAGAUAUGGUUGCCCUUUCAGGUGCGCACACUAUAGGGAAAGCUCGGUGCAGAACAUUUAGGUCGCGCUUACAGACUAGUAGUAACAUUGAUUUCGUCGCAUCAUUGCAACAGUUGUGCUCAGGACCCGACACAGUUGCACAUCUUGACCUGGCUACACCUGCUACGUUUGAUAAUCAAUAUUUUGUAAAUCUUCUAUCUGGGGAGGGAUUGCUCCCAUCAGACCAGGCUCUUGUGAAUGGCAAUGAUCAGACACGACAGAUUGUCGAAAACUACGUGGAGAACCCAUUAGCUUUCUUUGAGGACUUCAAACUUUCUAUGUUGAAAAUGGGAAGCUUGGCAUCACCAACUCAAACUAACGCCCAGAUUCGUAGGAACUGCCGAACUAUUAACUAAUCUUAGUUAGCCUUUGCUUUUUAAGUAAAAAAAUCUGAUAUUGCCCUAUGUAAAAGCAAUAUGGUGGGGGCAUGCUAAUUGAUUAUUAUAAUGAACUAUGUUAUCCUAUGGGGAGUAAAAAUUAAUUAAUGAUUACUU
Glycine soja is the source of this 1176-nucleotide messenger RNA. RefSeq names its product peroxidase 40-like. Gene Ontology annotation, molecular function: heme binding; peroxidase activity. Bases 1 to 1038 code for a protein of 345 amino acids. NCBI's taxonomy places the organism in Eukaryota, Viridiplantae, Streptophyta, Magnoliopsida, Fabales, Fabaceae. The transcript is spliced from 5 exons. The record is from RefSeq and is a predicted model, not a curated record. Gene Ontology annotation, biological process: response to oxidative stress; hydrogen peroxide catabolic process.